GGCAACUACCCCGCCCGAACAUGCUCAUCACCAUGACCCGCCCUGACACUGCCCUCCCGUUCUCCCAAGCCCUCUUUCCGAUUUAUUAUACCCUUUCUUCCGUGAACGCCGGCGCUCACAUUGUGUUCGCUGUUCCUAUCCGACAAGUUCGCCAUGCUCAUGAGGCUCGCUCCGUCGUUCCUUCUCUAUGUCUCGCUCCUUCUGGAUUGCCUGCCCGCAGCCGAGGCGGUGAGGAUGCCGGUUAUUGGGCGUCGCGGACCGAGGACACAGGAGAAGCUCGAGCGUGUGGCUGCGGGCCUCGGCCGGAGGGCGAGUAUGAGCGGGGACUUGAAGGAUCAGGGUGAUGUUAGGUAUUAUACGAAUGUCUCUCUGGGAGGACAACAAUUCUCAGUUCUUGUUGACACGGGGAGUUCUGACCUAUGGGUCGCUGGAAACGUGCCCGGUGCAAAAAGCACGGGCAAGACGGCCUCCGUCACUUAUGCUAUUGGGGAUGCCAGUGGGACCAUCAUGACUGCAGCAAUGGAUUUCGACGAGUACAGUGUCCAGAACCAGGCCUUCAUCAGCGUCGGUGUCGAUAGCGCGCAUCCAGCGAACACUGGUGUGAUAGGCCUUGGACCGAACAGUGCAUCGAACAUCUACGAGCAGUUCAACAGCGACGCGGGAGACACGCCUCUGAAUCGGAUAUUCGAGCAGAAUACGAGCACGCCCAACUUCCUCAGCGUCCUCCUUGGCCGCUCCGACGACACCUCCAACCCGUAUCCGGGAGACAUCACUGUCGGAGAGGUCGUGCCCGGCUACGAGAACAUCACUUCACAGCCGAAGCUGCCCAUCCUGCGGGAUGAGGACUCUGGAGCGCAGCACUGGCAGACGCUGUUGGACAAAGACGGCAUCAUUGGGCCGGACGGUGAGGCGAUACCCGUGCAGAGCGUCGUACAGGGGCUGGAUCAGUUGGUGGUCGUGUUCGACACUGGGUUCUCGCUUCCUCAAGUACCAUCCACUGUCUCUGAUGCUAUUUACUCGCGCGUACCCGGCGCGAACUGGACUAGUGUCCUGGCGGCAUCGGGCAAUGUGUGGACCCUGCCUUGUGAUGUCGAACUGAAUGUGACAUUCAAGUUCGGAGGUCUCUCCUACCCGGUGAACCCGCUCGACACCAACCUCGGCGCGCUCAACGUCAAGGGCAGCGAUGGCACCGAGAUUUGUGUAGGCGCGUUCCAGCCCAUCACCACGGCAUCGUCCUCAUCAUUCGAUAUGAUUCUCGGAAUGGCUUUCUUGCGGAACGCAUACCUCCUUGUGGAUCUUGGUGAUUAUGUCCACGGCUCGAUGGCUUCGACAGCCUCCCCUUACAUACAGCUGCUGUCUCUCGCCAACCAGGCCCAGGCGCACAAGGAGUUCGUCGACGCACGCCUCGGAGGAGUGGACAACACGUCUGCAUUCCAUCUCCUGCCCGCCAUGAACACGACUAACUGGGCGACUUCUUCCAACGAGUCUACCUCGCAGAAGCUCAAGCCCUACCUGCCGUACAUCAUCGCUGGCAGUGUUGCUGCAGCCAUUCUUCUGAUUGUUGCUGCAUCUGCAUGCCUGGGCAGCCGCAAGCGCGGGACAUACCAGCGUUUGCACGAGCCCGCGCCUGCUGGCCUGCCCGUGAACCAGCAGCCUCCUUUUCCCCGUUAUCAACGACCGCACCGUCGCUACUGAACUCGCUGGACGCUCUUCUACAUCUCUUGCUUUCCUGUCUCAUUGCUUGCAUCGUUUGGGCUUCCACGGACACGGACACGUACUUAAAUUAUUGUAGCAUA
Molecule: messenger RNA, 1796 nt
Organism: Rhodofomes roseus
Lineage: Eukaryota; Fungi; Basidiomycota; Agaricomycetes; Polyporales; Fomitopsidaceae
Product: acid protease
Exons: 6
Coding region: 154-1695 (513 amino acids)
Biological process (GO): proteolysis
Molecular function (GO): aspartic-type endopeptidase activity
Source: RefSeq, a predicted model, not a curated record